Molecule: messenger RNA, 919 nt
Organism: Amphibalanus amphitrite
Lineage: Eukaryota; Metazoa; Arthropoda; Thecostraca; Balanomorpha; Balanidae
Exons: 6
Coding region: 19-900 (293 amino acids)
Source: RefSeq, a predicted model, not a curated record
GUGCAGGACCAGCCGAAGAUGACCGAAUUGCGGGCGCCGACCGCUGAGACGGACACCGACCUCCGACUGGUCGCAGCCACCUGCCACGCCCUGGAGAAGGCCAACCUGCGCGGCUUCAAACUGCGGGUCUCUGCCCUGCGCCGGCUGGCGCGUGCCAACGGCUCCAGUCUGCGUGAGCUGACGCUGCCGGCCGGUAUCAACGACUGGCAGCUGGAGGCGCUGCUGGAGCCGCUGAAGGCUCUGGAGCGGCUCGAUGUGAGCCCGCCUGUGGAAAGCUCCGGCAAGUGGCUGCGGCUGCUGCCCAAGUCGCUGAAGAGACUGGACAUCACUGGAUCCGGGAUGACUGAAACGCCGGUGGAUCACCCCCGAUGGCCGACGUCUGGACUGGAUGUUGUUAUACGGCUAGCGACGGACACACUUCUGGACCAGCUGGCUGUUUUGGCGACCCACACAGUCACAGGACUGGCAAUAGUUGACUCACCUUUCGUGACACCGGAAGCGACGGUACGCCUCCUGGCUGCCCUCAUCAGCUUGAAGGACGUCACUUUUAUCGGAUCCGGCGUCAUUUGCGACACUGUGCUAGCCGCCCUCCACGUCUGCUGCCAGCUGGAUACGGUGCAGCUCAAAGACACCCGGCCCCUCACGGACAUCCCUGCCCUGACCCAGUCAGAGGUGGCAGCGGUCAGCAGGAUGGCAGUGACCUGCAGGAAACUGAAGACACUGUUAAUUGGAUCCUCAACUGAAAACUACCAGGCCGUCCUGACCGCCCUGCACGAGACAGACCUGGGAUGUGACAGUGGCCAGUCCCGUACCAUCGAUUUCAAGGUCCCAAAGUCUGUAUACGACAAGCUUACCAAGCCUCCCAAACGCAGCAAAAUCUCUUUGAAGUACUUUGGCUAGACGACUAUCUUCCCGGUGC